ACCAGUAAUGAUAAAAAAAUGGAUAAUCUUAUUCAAUUUACACAGCGCUGCGCGCAAAAGGGUAUGAAUUACCUUGAAUGGAUUCCAUUUGAUGAUCUUGAUUGUAUUAAACUUAAAUCGCGUGGUUCCUUUAGCACUAUUUAUUCCGCAAUCUGGUUAGAUGGUCCAAGAAAUCUAUGGGAUAAAUAUUAUACUGACUGGAUUAGAAAUGGCCCAAUAGAAUGUGCAUUAAAAAGGAUUGGAAAUUCUCAUUCAUAA
Messenger RNA from Dentiscutata heterogama, 258 nucleotides. Lineage: Eukaryota; Fungi; Glomeromycota; Glomeromycetes; Diversisporales; Gigasporaceae. The record is from the annotation of a GenBank genome assembly.